UAUCUAGAACACGGCCUGCACUUCACGUGUCCACGGGAACCUUACUCAAGUCUUCUUACACACCGAGAUCUGCGAGUCAAGAUGAUAAUGAAGACUGGUGUAAUAUUGUUCGUCUUCUGUCUCUGGUCCUUAGGGAUAUGUCAAGUUCCCAUGGGGGAAUUGCCAACCAAGGUCACUGCGUUUGUUCGACAUGCUGCCAACUUUGCCGCCAACGAAAUAAACUCUCAUGCUACCUCAACACAAUGGUUUACGCUAACCAACAUUCAGAAUGCAACAAUAGAGGCGGUGAUGGGGAUAAUGUACCGUAUGGACAUCACUCUUCAAGAGUCGUCCUGCAAGAACCUCCCCGCUAACAACAACGCUACUCCCUCAAACUGUCGACCCAAGGAGAGAGCAUUGACGAAGUUUUGCCAUGUUGAGGUGUUGGAUGAUCCAGGCACUACACCACGCUACUCACUGAAGGUUCAGCACUGUGGGACAUAGCGCCCUGUAACAGUGCCAUCCGUGCAGGGAGACGGUGUGAUCCAUCAUCGAGGUAACCUUGUCGGAAUUGCGCAAUCCAAGGAAUAAAUAUGUCAAUAGGCA
Messenger RNA from Haliotis rubra (blacklip abalone), 585 nucleotides. RefSeq lists its product as uncharacterized. NCBI's taxonomy places the organism in Eukaryota, Metazoa, Mollusca, Gastropoda, Lepetellida, Haliotidae. Gene Ontology annotation, molecular function: cysteine-type endopeptidase inhibitor activity. The transcript has 4 exons. The coding region runs from base 82 to 483 and encodes 133 amino acids. The record is from RefSeq and is a predicted model, not a curated record.